AGACAUCGUGAAAGCAUCAAUUCGACGCCUUCCCGUAGAAAUUGUGCGCCCACCAUGCCUCCGCCUAGGAUAUCCCCGAGCCUGACCGCUCAAUUGAGUCGUCUAUCCAUCGCACCCGCCGCCCAUCAUCGCCCUCAGAUCCUCAUCCCCAGAUAUUCGAUACCUUCUGCCCCCAACUCUGCCUCCAAUGUCCGCGCUUUUUCCAGCACUCCCUUCCGCCUAAGCUGGCUGAUCCCCAGGACCGGCGAGUCGCGCAAAUCCCGCAAAGGUCGAUGCCGCGUCCCCACAGGCGGUAGCAUGCGCGGCACCACCGUUGAAUGGGGUGACUACGGCCUCCGCAUGCGCGACCACGACCGCCGAAUCGCUGCUUCACAGCUCAAGAUCGCCGAAGAUACCAUCAGGAAGCGCCUUCGUGGUAUGAAGUUCCGUCUGUUCCACCGCGUCGCCGCCGAUAUUGGUGUUUAUACGAGUGGUAACGAGAGCCGUAUGGGUAAAGGAAAGGGAAGUUUCGAUCACUGGACUAGCAGGGUACACGUGAGCAAGGUGGUGUUUGAGAUCAAGGGAGACUUGCACGAGCAGGUUGUGAGGGACGCUUUCCGUUUGGCGGGGAACAAGUUGCCUGGCCUCUGGGAGACUAUCAAAAAAGGUGACCCACCAAAGAUGGGUAUCACAAAGGUUGGUGUCAAUGGCGUCACAGAAGCAGACCUACGCCGCCCGCGCCAGAAGCUACCCCUCGAGCGAACCGCCGCCAGGAUACCCGCUGCGCCUUAG
Messenger RNA from Periconia digitata, 771 nucleotides. The record is from the annotation of a GenBank genome assembly. Lineage: Eukaryota; Fungi; Ascomycota; Dothideomycetes; Pleosporales; Periconiaceae.